UUCGUAUUUUAGCGAUGGGUUUCUUGCACCGGGUUUAACACUCUAAUCGCUAGUGUCUUUUGGAGGCCGAAAAACACCGAUUGUUGUGCCCGUGCCGCGAUUUGCGAUUUUCCACCGUCACUCUUCUCUUCUCCGCCACCAUGAAGCUCGUUAGGUUUCUGAUGAAGUUGAACAACGAAACUGUCUCAAUCGAGUUAAAGAAUGGUACUAUUGUUCACGGCACCAUUACAGGUGUUGAUAUUAGUAUGAAUACACAUUUGAAAGCCGUUAAACUAACCCUAAAGGGGAAAAAUCCUGUUACUCUGGAUCAUCUCAGUGUGAGAGGCAACAACAUUCGUUAUUAUAUCCUUCCCGACAGCUUGAAUCUGGAAACUUUACUGGUUGAAGAGGCUCCUAGGGUCAAACCUAAGAAGCCAACUGCUGGGGGAAAGCCGUUGGGGCGAGGACGGGGGAGAGGACGUGGACGCGGUCGUGGUCGUGGCCGUUAAAUUGUGUAUCCAAAUUUUUGGAUUUCAUUGUAUCUGUAUUGUAGGGAAAUUUUCCGUGCGGUUUGAGACAUCAAUGGAUUGUUAAUUAGUUGUGUGGAGUGUUAAUGUUGUUAUUUUCUUUCUUGCCCUGCUUGAUAAUGCUAAGUACUAAUCAACUUGAACAAAAGGCAAGGAAGUUUAUUGGAAUUGCUGAUCA
Molecule: messenger RNA, 684 nt
Organism: Vicia villosa (hairy vetch)
Lineage: Eukaryota; Viridiplantae; Streptophyta; Magnoliopsida; Fabales; Fabaceae
Product: small nuclear ribonucleoprotein SmD1b
Exons: 4
Coding region: 141-488 (115 amino acids)
Biological process (GO): RNA processing; spliceosomal snRNP assembly
Cellular component (GO): U2 snRNP; U5 snRNP; U1 snRNP
Molecular function (GO): RNA binding
Source: RefSeq, a predicted model, not a curated record